This is a messenger RNA of Lagopus leucura (white-tailed ptarmigan), 1992 nucleotides long. RefSeq names its product X-prolyl aminopeptidase 3 (gene XPNPEP3). Gene Ontology annotation, cellular component: mitochondrion. The transcript is spliced from 10 exons. The coding region runs from base 26 to 1534 and encodes 502 amino acids. Lineage: Eukaryota; Metazoa; Chordata; Aves; Galliformes; Phasianidae. The record is from RefSeq and is a predicted model, not a curated record. Gene Ontology annotation, molecular function: manganese ion binding; metalloaminopeptidase activity.
UGGGGGAAGGCCCCCCCCCCCGGCCAUGUCGCGCCUGCUGGCGGCGGUGAGGGGCUGGCGCGGCGUCGCAGUUUGCAAGUCAUGUGUUCUCCGGAGAUUCUCCAUCCAGCCAGCCCAGCAGAAGAAGAUUCCAAACCGAUAUUUGGGCCAGCCCAGCCCCUUUACACACCCACACCUACUUAAACCAGGGGAGGUAACCCCAGGCUUGUCACAGGUGGAAUAUUCUCUUCGCCGGCACAAACUGAUGACACUGAUCCAGAAGGAAGCCCAAGGUUGGGAAGGAUUGGACCACACAGUGAUUCUGCUGUCCAACCCCAUGUACUACAUGAGCAAUGACAUCCCCUACGUUUUCCACCAGGACACGAACUUCCUGUAUCUCUGUGGGUUCCAGGAACCUGACAGCAUCCUGGUGCUGCAGAGCCUUCCUGGCAAAGCGCUGCCCUCUCACAAGGCCAUGCUUUUUGUGCCCCGGAGAGAUCCGAGCCGAGAGCUGUGGGAUGGGCCCAGGUCAGGCACAGAUGGGGCCAUCGCUCUGACAGGAGUAGAUGAAGCUUACACUAUUGAGGAGUUCGGGCACUUGGUGGCCAAGCUGAAAGGUGAGUCAAACAAGGUGUGGUAUGAUGUGACUAAACCAGUGCAUAAAGAACUGCACGCUGACUAUAUGCAGCCCCUGGCUGAAAUAAAAGCUCGGAGCAAAAAUCACAUCCAAGGCAUCCGGCAUCUAGUGCAAAACCUUCGGCUGAUCAAAUCUCCUGCAGAGAUUGAAAGGAUGAAAAUAGCUGGACGAGUGACAUCAGAGGCUUUCAUAGAGACAAUGUUUGCCAGAAAAUCUCCAGUGGACGAAGCCUUUCUGUAUGCAAAGUUUGAAUUUGAGUGCCGAGCUCGUGGUGCUGACAUCUUGGCCUACCCCCCUGUUGUUGCUGGUGGCAAUAGAUCAAACACUUUGCACUAUGUGAAGAACAAUCAGCUCAUUAAGGAUGGUGAAAUGGUCUUGCUAGAUGGUGGGUGUGAGUUCUCCUGCUACGUAAGCGACAUCACACGAACCUGGCCCAUCAAUGGAAGGUUCACCAAACCUCAAGCAGAAUUGUACCAGGCUGUCUUGGACAUCCAGAAGUCCUGCCUGAGCCUCUGCUCCCCAGGUGUGAGUCUAGAAAAUAUCUACAGCCUCAUGCUGAGCCUUAUUGGACAGAAGCUGAAAGACUUGGGGAUCCUAAAGGGCAGCAUCACUGACAGCCACUUCUUUAAGGCUGUUCGAAGGUACUGCCCACACCAUGUGGGCCAUUACUUGGGCAUGGAUGUUCACGAUACCCCAGAUGUAUCCCGGUCUGUCCCACUCCGGCCAGGCAUGGUGAUAACCAUUGAACCAGGACUUUAUAUCCCUGAAGAUGAUGUGAGUGCCCCAGAGAGGUUUCGUGGCCUUGGUGUACGCAUUGAGGAUGAUGUUGUGAUAGCAGAUGAUUCACCUCUCAUCUUGUCUGCUGACUGUCCCAAGGAGAUCUACGAUAUCGAGCAGAUCUGUGGCCGCAGCUCAUGAUAUCCUCCUCAGGAGAUGCGUGCCUCCAGGGAUGCAGAUCCCUGUAACUGGCUGCACUUGUCAAAUGGUGGAGAGAGAGUUGAUGGCUGUUUCCAAAUCUGAGGCUGGGAAGCGGAAUGCAAAAGACUCUGGCACUGAGUGCUGAAAAGCAAAGCAACCUUUUCUAUGUGUAUUUUUCUUCUGAUUUGACUAGUGCUGAUGUUGAGCUAUUGCAGAACGUGGGGGUGGAUUCAUCCCUUUGUUGUGUGGGUCCAUCUGUUCUGAUGCCCUUCAGUAGAUGGACUUUGUGAGUGCUGCCAGUAGCACAGCUUCAGUCUGGUUCCUCUACAGAUGCAGUAGUGCAACUGUUGAGACCUGGGUCCUGUUGUUUACCCUUUUGCAGUAAUUACACAAUAGUCAGAAUUUAAAAGUGAGAUUCUGAAAAAUGCUGCUUUUGGAAAAUAAAAUCAUUUCAAGCA